UUUUCAUCAUAUCAUCUAUUAUGGCUGAAAGCACACCACAACAAAACCUCCCGGUUACUGAGCAACCAAAGGUCGAAAAUCCUCCUUCAACAUCUAACCAAACCGGCGAUGCUAUUGACUCUAGCCCAGUCUUUGUAACCCCGGAUGUCGACUUUGAGAAAGCUCCAGCCAAGUAUAUCAACACACGUUUCCAGUCCAUCAUUCUGUGGGAGAAGCCAGUCAAGAGCGGAAUUGCAUUGGUUUUGUCACUGGGCAUGCUGAUUUUGACACAAUUUUAUUCGCUUUUGCAAAUAUUUGCGGCUUUCUCAACUGUUAUUAUUGGCGUGAACUGGGUGUAUGUCAAUGUCCAUGUGCAAGCCCAGCGUUUUGUCGGCAGCAAAGGACCCAACGAAGUCGUUAACCCACACAAAGCCCGUAUGCAGUCUUCACCAAAAGCCUUGGUAUCUCGUGACAAGAUUAUUCAUUUCUGCAAUUUGCUCGUCGAUAUUGUGGAGGCAUUUACGAUUGAAGCCACCAAGAUUGUUCUUAUCGAGGACAACUUCCGAAGCUUGAAGUUUUUUGGAGCCUCAUUCACUGUUUGGACUGUUGCCAAGUAUCUAUCCACCAAGUGGAUUGUAGGUGCCGGACUUCUUCUGAUCUUCUCCGUACCAAGACUCUAUUUGCAGCACCAAGAAAAGAUUGAUGCGCAGUUUGCAAAGUCAAGCGAGCAAGCCAGAGUUCUAGCCAAUCAGUAUAGCGAAAUUGCAAAGCAGAGAGCUUCCGGCGUCUAUGACCAAGCUGUGAAAGCCACCAAGCGAGGCGGACAAAGCCAGAAGAAGGUCCAGUAGUUAUGCAUAAUUUUACAUGCAAUCAUCAUCAUCUAGCAUCAUUUAUCUGAGCGAUUAAAGUAACUAUGUAUAUUAUAUAAUAUCCUUUUGGAAAGGUAUUCGUCAACAUGAUUUAUGAUGAUGCUCAUUAACUUUGAAAUUGAGCUAUGUUAAAACUUUGUUU
Molecule: messenger RNA, 990 nt
Organism: Umbelopsis ramanniana AG
Lineage: Eukaryota; Fungi; Mucoromycota; Umbelopsidomycetes; Umbelopsidales; Umbelopsidaceae
Exons: 4
Coding region: 21-827 (268 amino acids)
Source: RefSeq, a predicted model, not a curated record